UGGAGGAUAUCACUAACCAUUGGUGGAAGACAGCCUCCUACCGCAACAGCCCUUGUUCUGGACGUCCUCAGAUCCUCCUAGGGAGAAUGAAUUCAUUCCUCGGAUGCAUUCUGGUGGUGGGAGUAUCUCCGUGUUUGGUGGAAUGUGCUGGUGGGGGGCCAGAAAACUCGCUCGUUCGCAGGUUCCAACGGUCGACAAGUUCGUGAUGCGUGACUUCGUUGAAGACUUUCUACUUCCCAAGCUUCGGGAGUUCAGAGAAGCCGACAUCAAUCUCACAAUCCAGCAUGACAACGACGCCAAGUUUCACACGCCCGACUGCAAAGAAUCCUAUGA
This is a messenger RNA of Saitoella complicata NRRL Y-17804, 333 nucleotides long. RefSeq lists its product as uncharacterized. Lineage: Eukaryota; Fungi; Ascomycota; Saitoellomycetes; Saitoellales; Saitoellaceae. The transcript has a single exon. The record is from RefSeq and is a predicted model, not a curated record. The annotation marks the transcript as partial. Gene Ontology annotation, molecular function: nucleic acid binding.